Telopea speciosissima is the source of this 1397-nucleotide messenger RNA. Its product is annotated as indole-3-glycerol phosphate synthase, chloroplastic-like. NCBI's taxonomy places the organism in Eukaryota, Viridiplantae, Streptophyta, Magnoliopsida, Proteales, Proteaceae. Gene Ontology annotation, molecular function: indole-3-glycerol-phosphate synthase activity; phosphoribosylanthranilate isomerase activity. The coding region runs from base 17 to 1198 and encodes 393 amino acids. The record is from RefSeq and is a predicted model, not a curated record. Gene Ontology annotation, biological process: L-tryptophan biosynthetic process. The transcript has 10 exons.
UCAUUAUCAGCGCUAAAUGGAAGCGACGCUUAGGUUUUCGUUUCCAAACGUUUCUGGCAGUUGCAGGCGAAAUUUCAUUGGUAGAAUGUCUACUAUAGGAGGAAAUCCAAUGGAUGGCGGAGCCAAAACUGUUUCUUUACGCGGCAUUCGAGCGCAGCAGUCCGAGUCUAAUGAUUUAUCUGCUAUGCUUUCUCCCAAAAGUGAUUCUGCAGUUGACGCCCUCAAAGUCAAGCAGUUGGAUGUGGGAAGUAACCAAGAUGAAAUAGCUGCCAGCCAGGGUAUCAGAAUUAGAAGGCGACCACCUAGUAGUGCCCCUUUGCACCAUUUGGGCCCAUUUGAGUUCCGGAUACAGAGUGAGGGCAACACUCCUCAAAACAUUCUGGAGGAAAUAAUAUGGAACAAGGACAUGGAAGUCUCACAAUUAAAAGAGAGAGUGCCUCUGUUGUCGCUGAAGAAAGCUAUGGCGAAUGCUCCUCCCGUUAGAGACUUUGUUGGGGCGUUGAAGGCAUUUCAUCUGCGAACUGGAUUACCAGCCUUAAUAGCUGAAGUGAAGAAGGCUUCUCCAAGCCGAGGUGUAUUAAGAGAGGAUUUUGAUCCGGUUCAAAUAGCCGAAGCUUAUGAGAAAGGUGGGGCAGCAUGCCUUAGUGUUUUGACAGAUGCGAAAUACUUCCUGGGAAGCUUUGAAAAUCUGGAGAUCAUACGCAAUGCUGGAGUAAAGUGCCCUCUUCUCUGCAAAGAAUUCAUCAUUGACGCCUGGCAAAUUUACUAUGCUCGAACAAAAGGGGCAGAUGCAGUUCUUUUGAUGGCCGCUGUGUUGCCUGAUCAUGACAUUGGGUACAUGACUAAGAUAUGCAAAAUUCUUGGGUUGGCUGCACUUGUUGAGGUGCAAAAUGAAAGAGAAAUGGAUCGUGUGUUAAGAAUUGAGGGGGUUAAACUUAUUGGCAUCAACAACCGUGACCUUGAAACAUUUGAGGUUGAUAUUAGUAAUACAAGGAAGCUUCUCGAGGGAGAAUGUGGCCAAGUGAUCCAAGAAAAGGACAUGAUUGUGGUUGCGGAAUCGGGUUUGUUUACUCCAGAUGACAUAGCUUAUGUACAGAAAACUGGAGUUAAAGCGAUUUUGGUUGGUGAGUCCAUUGUGAAACAAAGUGAUCCGAAGAGAGGAAUUAUGCAGCUGUUUGGUAAAGAUAUUUCUUCCUGAGUCGUGAGGUUUCUGUCCCCACUUUUUCUUUAUUUCUCCUUUCCAAUUUUCCUUCAAGCCUGUACAAAUGGAUUAAGUUGUUGUAUACUUUAUAGAUAAUUAUAUAGGAGAAUAGUCGAAAAGCAAACCUAAAAGCCUGCUUCUACUUAUCCUUUUCAAGUUGAAGGCAAUUAACCACUCAUGAUGAUUGAAUUCAUUA